AUGGCCAAUCCGGCACGGAAUCCUAUCCUGCCGGAGCCCCGAAGACCGGAGCUCUGCGCUACCAAUUACAAAACAGCGAGUGAAUCCUACCACCCGACAGCAGGGCUCAGACUCUCAGAGAAGCAUCCGGGCCAAUCGAAAGUCUUUCUGAUCCGAGCCAGCCGGGCGGCACGUGUUGGUGCUCGUGCUGGCCGAUUGACUCGUGUGUUGCGCGUGUGUCGCUGUUUCCUUGAAUUUGACGACGAAUCAAAGCGCCCGAAGAAGACUCCGUUUGAGCCGCUGCGUGAGGAGGAGCAACCAAGUGCAAAAAAGAGCAUUGCGAAAGUCAUUUCGGUCAGAUUGAGUAAUUUGCUUGCAACCCGAGUUGCUGGUUUGACCAUUUUUUUGGUAAUGGUGAUGCCACUCUUCGAUGUGAUGUCUUUUCCACAGAAGGACUUGGCUUUGGACGCAUGGGUUGACCAGGUCUCUCGUGCAAAUGAAAGAGAUGAUGCGUCCACCAUUGCCGAGCUGCAGAAGAUGGCAAAGUUCUUUUCCCGGCACAGUCAUGGACCUUAUGCUGCUUGCAGUGGACGGUGGGUGGAGCCAGAUGAGUUUCAUUGCGAAAAGUACUAUCAGGACUGGGGGCAGGUAAAUGUGGAACCCGAACGAAGUGCUUCGGCAUUGCUCGUGCACACCAGAACCUUCUUAGUCAGCUUCGACAUGACAAGGCCUGUGAAAGUGAAGGCUAUAGUUUCGCUUCUGAGUAGCCUUUUUACGGUGGUGGUGAUGCUUUUUUUUGGGGUCGCCCUGUCGCAAAUGGUCACUGACCUGGCUGUGACACCACUGGAGCGAAUGCUCGGGACUGUGCGAGAGAUAGCAGCGACCGUAUUCAAGUUCAGCUCUCUGAUGGUUGGGCAAGAAGAGGAUGAAGGUCGUUUGGAAGAUACUACAGAGAUUGACAACGCUGGAGAAAUGAUUCUGUUGGAGAAGGCUGUCAAGCCAGUUUUAUUUGGCCGUUGUAUCCUGCUGAAAGUCAUGCAGAAGGAGGCCUUGGAAGCCAAGCUACAACAGAUUCUGAAACUCAAAGAGGAGGUCAAAGCAGAGAUCUCUGCAGACUCAGAAUCUGAAGGCAAUGUUUCGGCAGUUUCAGCGCCUCGUGCUACUGGUCUCUCUGACAAAUGUAUUGUGACUUUUGCGGAUGGACGUGAGAUAAAAGUGAUCAUCGGCACCUCUGAGCACAUCCAGGAGCCGCUGGUGGACCAGAUUUGUCGCAUCGUUGAUGAAGCCUACUCGAAAGUGGGUAAGCACAAGCGUGUCGACAGGUACGAUGCAGUGGAUCGUUUGGAAAUGGGUGAUGCUGGUCCACAGGCAAAUCGUGUUCUGCACCUUGCCUUCAAGGGAGAUGAGUUGGUUGGCUGCGCCAGCUCCACCUUCAGUCCUGGUUGGACACCGGAGGGAUGUGGCCACUGGGGACUUCUUGCAGUUGACCCGUCUCACCAGAAUUCUGGCGUUGCUACUGCUCUCGUCAUCGCAGCAGAGCGACGCUUGGCCACCAUCUCUGGCGCCAUCCAGAUUGAAUUUCAGUACACCGAGGGCGAUUCCUUCUCUCAAAGGCUGCGAAAAUGGUAUGAAGAGAAGCUGGGCUUUGUUGGAGAUCACUACCCAUUGAGACCUGGACAAACCGUUUUCAGAAGAUGCAGAAAACGCAUCAGUGAAUCGGACCAGCAGAAAGGCCACCUCCGUCGCUUGGAGGAGAUAGAGAACUGGUUGAGGAGUGAGAUGACUAAAGAAGCCAAAGCAGCUACGGUGGCAAAAACCAUGGAAGAGGAGGAUGACAUGGCUGACGUAGCCGACAUGGAGUCUGAAAGUUCUGCAGAAGAGACGGAGGCGCGCAGUGCAAUGCACACAGGUGAACAAACAAGAGGAGGCUAUCCAGUCAAGGCUGCUUGA
Messenger RNA from Cladocopium goreaui, 1929 nucleotides. NCBI's taxonomy places the organism in Eukaryota, Dinophyceae, Suessiales, Symbiodiniaceae. The record is from the annotation of a GenBank genome assembly.